Leptidea sinapis is the source of this 1754-nucleotide messenger RNA. RefSeq names its product hairy/enhancer-of-split related with YRPW motif protein 1-like. Gene Ontology annotation, biological process: regulation of transcription by RNA polymerase II; anterior/posterior pattern specification; regulation of neurogenesis. NCBI's taxonomy places the organism in Eukaryota, Metazoa, Arthropoda, Insecta, Lepidoptera, Pieridae. The record is from RefSeq and is a predicted model, not a curated record. Bases 57 to 1265 code for a protein of 402 amino acids. Gene Ontology annotation, cellular component: nucleus. Gene Ontology annotation, molecular function: protein dimerization activity; RNA polymerase II cis-regulatory region sequence-specific DNA binding; DNA-binding transcription factor activity, RNA polymerase II-specific. The transcript has 3 exons.
GUCGAUUGGACCAGACGUGUUUUAAAAGUUUGUAAAGUUUUAGUGAGUGGGUGACAAUGCCUUGCAGUGAAGACGAUGAUACCCAAAGUUAUUCAUCGGAAACCCCCCAUGGUCUGUCUAAAGCUGAGUUGAGAAAGACGAACAAACCUAUAAUGGAGAAGAAACGUCGCGCUCGGAUCAACAACUGCCUCAACGAGCUCAAGGAUCUGCUCAUGGACUCCAUGGACAAAGAUCCCGCACGACAUUCCAAACUAGAGAAGGCGGAUAUUCUGGAACUGACAGUGAAGCAUCUGCAGACUUUACAACGACAGCAGCUAGCCGCUGCAAUUGCAGCAGACCCAGCCGUUUUGCACAGGUUCAAGUCAGGUUUCGGUGACUGCGCUGUCGAAGUCAGGAAAUACCUCUCCCGACUCGCCAACGUACCUACUGGACUCAGAUACCGACUCGGAAACCACCUUAAUACCUGCAUAUCCGGUAUAGAACAUCUUCAUCCUUCAGAAUAUCCACCUCUAGUACCUGAUCCUCUGAGAUUAGACGACGAGCGACCCAGCGCUUUUCAUUUCGUCAGAUCAACGAGGCCGAACAGCCCACCUUUAAGUCCACUAUCUUGUGAUUCCGCCUGUGAUUCUUCUACAGAACUGGAGACACCGCCUCGUCCAGUGCAAAAAUAUCCUUUUCCAACACCACCGAGUAACUCAGCCUCUGACCUCGACACAAGUCCUGAACAAAAACCAACAGUCUCAUCGACGACAAUAUCUCCAGAAAACUUAAAAACGGAACCGAUGAAGACUAAGAAAUUGAUGGAACCUUUAUCAAUAGUAAUCGAUGUUGAGAAUUACAAAAUAGGUAUUGAUGCCUCUCCGAAGCGUGCCGUGGACUAUUCAAUACGAAAUAAAUUGAAGCGCCAUGCGGAAACUAUUGUCAGUACUCCUAAAGUUAUUCGCUUAGAUGCUGAGAAAACUGUAACUAUCCCUGAGCGACAAUUGUUUGUUCCUGAAAGAGAUAGUAGAACAAAUGAAAAAUUAUCCGCAUUCAGAAGAAUACCAGAAAGAGUUCAUCCCGAACACAAGCUAUUUUUACCACCCAGUAUACCAACUCCCGUUGAAGUUCCAACAGUGGAGAGGGUACCUCGGUCUGUGAUAAGCCAUACUGCGGAAUCUUUAGCCCAGUCGAGCACAGCUACAGCAAAGAGUGAAGACAAAGCUGAUGCAAGGUCUAAGUCACCUCAACAGAGUACAAGCUCCGAAAUGUGGCGGCCAUGGUGAUACCAGAUUAUUUACGCAUCUGAAAUGCGGCUAUAAGAAAGGCUUUUUAAAAUAUUGUUGUUUGAUUAAAACUCUUUGUAUAUCACGUUUAGGUGAGUGACAGAAACAAUGAGUAUGGAAAGGGGUUGACUGUUAUUUCAAUUUGGAUUAAUGGCCGAUUUCUAUAUUCGAUUGCAAAUUGGCAAUUCAAAAUGUAAUCCUCUUUGUUUGCUUAUUUUUAGAUUGGUAUUUGUAUGAAUGUGACAGGUAAGCGUACCUACUCUACGUUAUUUUCAUUUGGAAAUUAAAGAUUGACAAGUGACACGCAAAAUCUGGAUUCUAAAGAUUCUAAGGCUGGGUGGCAUAAAACUUAUUAGCUGUUAUAGUCAAAUUUUACGUUAACAGAAACGGUGACGUUACAAUGACUGUGGAAUAUGUUGCAUAGUCGUAGGUAUUCCUUGGCAUAGCUAAAGUUAAAAAGAGAAAUACUAAAAUUAUUGACUUGAGUCA